GCUGCUUUUAUUCUGAACAGGACAACCUGCGGACCGCUGGACACGUUUCUACCCCCUUUGCACACUGGACUGGACGAGCUGUGACGCGUUUAGAUCACCAAUGCAAAUAAGCCCCAGUACCCCUCCUCCUCCUCCCCAUCACCUCCUCUUCCUCUCCGACACACACAGAGGCAAUCAGGCACACACAUCCACCCUGCCUGUGCUUUAUAUCACCGUGGCAGCGUUUUCAGAGCGACACAGCGCAGCACUGGCUCGUUCAGUAACAGAGCUCCGGUGAGAGAGAGAGAGAGAGAGAGAGAGCUUAUAUAACACCAGCUCUGGGAGAUACUGGAGAGCCCCGCGGACCCUCGCUGGACAAUAAAGCAGGAAAAACAGCGACCAUGACGGCCAUGAACUGAGAAGUGAUCGUAAGGAUGCCGGAAGAUUUACCUCGAGGAUGUUUCUGGAGUUACUGUCCACAGCUUUGGAGAUUAACACCCUCGCUUUGUGACACAUCUAUUCUUCCACUUCUGGUCUGUGUGGCAACAAUGGACUAAUAUGCACACCCACAGUAGAUGCCACAAGUCUUUGCAAAAUACAUACAGAUUUUCUCAAUUUCUAAUUCAUUAAACAGCCUUUCACUGAGACAAGACAGUGAAACCGUGCAGGUAUGGUGGCACCUGUCUGCAAACUGCAUUGUCUCUUGAAGAGGACUCAGAUGCUGCUGCUUUGCCUGGGCAUCGCCUAUCUGAUGGCAGGCAGCAUCCUGCUCCUGCAGCGCUCCAGCGUCAGAGUGGCUCAGCUAAACCUCGCCAGCUUGCCACCCUUGCUGUCUCUUGCAGCGCCUCCAACCGCUUUCAGGACAGGAGGCCUAGGCAUGAGGGCACGUUCCAGAUGGGCUGCCGUUCAGGCUGUGCCUGGAGCGGGAGCCAAGGCAGGACGACACUGGCCGGCUUCCCGAAGCCUGGGGGUCCAACACUUACAUCGCCGCUGGUUCCACAAUCUGCUGCCAGAGAGUUCAGAACAGAGAGUCUCUCUGCACAGGAAUAACAGGCACAAAGGAACAUACAUGGGGUGCUUCAUGCACAAUGCCAGUGACGGAGCCCUGGGAGGAACUAUGCUUUAUGACCUGCGUAAAAUGACCAGCUCUCUGUGUCAGGACACCUGCUCAGAAAGUGGGUACCAGUUUGCUGGUCUGGAGUACGGAGCUGAGUGCCAUUGUGGGAACCGGAUCAGCAGCCAACAAGCUCCAGAAGAGGACUGUAGUUUGGUGUGCCGAGGUGAGAGGGGGUCUCCUUGUGGCGGCGUGGGCCGUCUCUCCAUUUACAAGGUGGAGGAGCAGCUUCCAGGUCACAGAAAAUUCAAAAACAUUCACUACCGUGGCUGCUUCAAGCUGACAAAAAGCAGUAUUGGCACCUUUCCCAUCUACUCCUUUCAGCCAAAUCUAACCACACAGUCCUGCAUCGAGACCUGUACUGAUAAGGAGCUCCCGCUGGCUGUGUUCAAGAGGCCCAACUGUUUUUGUACGUGGACGUCGUCUCUUUUCAGCAUCAACCAGCAGUCGGACAACCAGCAGUGUGCAGAGAGUGCUGCUGUGAACCACACCACCUCCGCGCCCACUGUUCCUACACACGAUGACCACUACCAGGUGUAUCUUACUCCUGUGCUUGACUCCAGGUGCAAAGAAAGGAUGUUUCUGCCUCAGAAAUCCACCUCCCUGGUGGCUCUUUCUAGUUUCCCCGGUGCAGGAAACACCUGGGUUCGUCACCUGAUUGAGCUUGUGACCGGCUUCUACACUGGCAGCUUCUAUUUUGAUGGCACUCUGUACAACAGAGGUUUUAAAGGCGAGAAGGACUACUGGAAGAGCGGCCGCAGCAUCUGUGUAAAGACCCAUGAAAGUGGCCAGAAAGAGAUAGAGAUGUUCGAGUCUGCCAUCCUGCUGAUCCGAAACCCUUAUCGCUCUUUAAUGGCCGAAUUCAACCGAAAGUGUGCCGGACACUUGGGACACGCCACAGACACACAAUGGAACAGUAAAGAAUGGCCAGAAUUCGUCUCCAGCUAUGCCCCCUGGUGGGCAUCUCACGCUCUGAGCUGGCUGAAGUUUGGACGCCGUCUCUUGGUGGUGCAUUACGAAGAGCUGCAGAGAGAUCUCCUCCCACAGCUCCGUCUCAUCACGUCCUUUCUAAACGUCACAAUCACAGAAGAGAGGCUGCUUUGUGCACAAAGCAACCAAGACGGGCAUUUCAAGCGCUCAGGAGCCCAGCGGUCUUCCUUUGACCCGUUCACUCCUGACAUGAGACAGCUGAUUGACUCCUUCAUUCAGACUGUUGACCAGGCAUUGCAGAGCAGGAACUUUAGUGGUCUUCCACAGGAAUACCUCCCCAGAUGAUGACCUGAAGAUGUCACGUGUAGUCCUUUAAAAUGACUCUUUCAGCAGGGGUUUGAAGACGGAAGUUUUGCACCAAAUCCUCAGCCAGGAAACGCAGCUGAUAUAAAAAGAUCCACCUGACUUGUUUGCAAAGCAGGCGCACUGUGAAUGGCUGUGCAGUCAUAGAAACACAGGGGUCACUGGAAAAACAUCACAAUUCACCAGGAAUCCAGCAGUGAACAGUGUAAGCCUCAGGGCCUUGACCACGUCUUGGAGAGCAGCAAAUAUUGCAAAUACUCAGAGAGGAUUUGACAUGAUUUGUUAGCCUGCAGUGUUGGAUCAUCUAGCUAAGUGUGUAAAUACAGGAUAAACCUUGUCUGGCUUUUCAUUUGCUUUAGUAUACAAGCUGCAUUUUUAGCAUUUGUUAAUGUUCUUUGGUUAAACUAACAGAACACAAACAGAUGCUUCAACCACAGGUUUAUGAACAAGAUGGAUAAAGUCUCAGAACUUGUGUUCGACUGUGUGGAAACUCCUCUAAACUGUGUAUGAAUUUCUAUCAGAAUUUCAUUUCAUUAAAUGUGUUCAGUUUGA
Molecule: messenger RNA, 2938 nt
Organism: Melanotaenia boesemani (Boeseman's rainbowfish)
Lineage: Eukaryota; Metazoa; Chordata; Actinopteri; Atheriniformes; Melanotaeniidae
Gene: wscd1b
Product: WSC domain containing 1b
Exons: 9
Coding region: 650-2368 (572 amino acids)
Molecular function (GO): sulfotransferase activity
Source: RefSeq, a predicted model, not a curated record